Messenger RNA from Mercenaria mercenaria, 2257 nucleotides. RefSeq lists its product as uncharacterized. Gene Ontology annotation, molecular function: ubiquitin-protein transferase activity; zinc ion binding. The transcript has 2 exons. NCBI's taxonomy places the organism in Eukaryota, Metazoa, Mollusca, Bivalvia, Venerida, Veneridae. The record is from RefSeq and is a predicted model, not a curated record. Gene Ontology annotation, cellular component: nucleoplasm; chromatin. Bases 60 to 1769 code for a protein of 569 amino acids. Gene Ontology annotation, biological process: positive regulation of DNA-templated transcription.
CGUCACGAGUACCGCAGUGAUACACCACUGUAACUGUGUCGGACCAGGAAGUUAACAAAAUGGCGUCUGGGGGAGGUCUCGGUGAAUCGUACAGUAACGUUUCCGACGAAUACCAUGAUUUCUCGUGUUAUUCCUGCGCUAGAGAACACAGGAAUGUUGCAGCUGUUAAAUUCUGUGUGGACUGUAACCACUUGUUGUGUGCAACCUGUCUUGGACAUCACAAUAAGUUUGAUAUUAUGAAAGGUCACCAGAUUUUGGACAAGACAGCUAGUUGCGGAGUAAGAGGGACAGAUAAACCGGAUAUCCCGACAUUGAGAUGUGCAAAGCAUGACGGAAAGAUUAUAGAUAUGUUCUGUAAAACUCACGACGAGCCGUGUUGUGUUGUUUGUGCCUCACUUGACCACAGCGCCUGUACCGACAAAAACUAUCUACCCGAUGUAGCUAAAGUUGAUUUUCGACCUGAAGAAUUCCAAACGUUAAAACCCUAUGCAGACAAGAUCAAACUUAGGCUUGAAAAAGCAAGGAAAAAUCGUGCCGACAAUUUAGAAAGUAUAUCUGACCAGAUGACCGCUAUUCUUCUUAAAAUUAGCGAAAAACGUGAGGCUAUUAACAAAAAACUAGAUGCUUUGGAAAAUGGUAUAAAAUCCAAACUGGACAAAAAGUUUAUUGUGUAUUCGAGCGAACUGACAGAAGAAAUUGAAAUAUUGAAUGACUAUGUAAGCAGAAUUGAUGAAAAUCAAGAAACAUUUGUUUCUGCCCCAGAGAACAAAUCAGAUGCUUUUAUCAUAAUGAAACAGCUGAAACACCACUUUAAAAACGAGUCACAUCUUGUUGCAGGUCUUAGCAAAGCGAACAGAAACAUUAAAUUGAUAGAAACCUGUAGUAUGUCCAAGAUUUUAAAGGCCAUAGACACAUUCGAAUUUGGGCGUAUCUCUGGAAAUGGCGAAAUUGAAUCCGUUGUUGAAGAUGCGGAGUAUAACAUAAAAGACGCAGAUGAUACAACCGUAAGUUGUAUAUCCGACAGCUGCUUGAUGGGAAAUGGAAGCAUAAUUUUAGCUGAUGAAAACAACAGAAAGUUAAAGAAACUGGACCAUUUGGUAAAGUUAAAAGAGUCUUUAACUUUACCAGGAAAACCAUGUGCUAUUUGUCCAACGGGAACGUCCGAAAUAGCCGUUUCUUUACUUAACAAUAAAACAAUUCAAUUCGUGUCAACGACUAAUUCCAUGACUAUUACUAGAGCAUUCAAAGUUGGCGAAUCCUGUCGCGGACUAGCUUACAGUUAUGACAAGCUUUAUCUCUCAUGUGGCGGCAUGACAAAGUUCCAUGAUGGUCCGGGUGAAAUAAGAAUUUACGAGAAAUCUGGCAAACUUAUACACAAGGUAGAAAAGAAUGUGUUGAUCCCAAAACGAAUAUCGAUCAGCUCUGAUAAAAUGCCGGUUAAUAUCUACGUCGCUGAUGAAAAAAAUGGACUUCUGAGUUUGGACACCAGCAAACCCUGUGUUGUUGCGAAGAAUAUUUUUACACACAAAGAUAUGGUGUCACCAGUCGGGUUGUGUUAUACUGGGAUAGGACAGAUUGUUGUGUGUGGAUACGACUCUAGCAAUGUUAUGCUAUUAUCUACUUCUGGAACGUUGAUAAAAGAGCUGCUGAACAAAGGCCAUGGAAUCGUGAAGCCUAAAACUGUGUGCCUUGACCAGACAGGAUCAAAAUUGCUGGUCGGUAUGUCGGAUACAGAUCAAAUUAAAGUAGUGCAUUUGAUUAGAAAAUAAGCGAUGGUGGUCUGGAAUAGUUGUCAUUUGUAGAAGAAAGUGUUAGUAAUUUGUUGGUUUAUUACCUUUUUUAAAUGAAACAUGUUUAUAAUGACUAGUGAGCAGGACAAGAAAAACGAAACUUUACAUUACAAUUAAGUGCCACACAUGUUCAGUUUUACUUGUUGAUAAAUGUAAGUUAAACACUGAGUCAUUUUCUAAUCAGUGGCUAGUGCAAUGACAUCUCAGACGAAUGGUUGUUGGUUUCAAUAUUACUUUUCUUCAAAAUAUUUGUAAUUUUUCAUCUUCUUAAAUCAUAUAAUGAUUAAUUAAAGACACCCGCUGAUCAUCUUUCACUAAAAUAAGAUAUUAAGAUAUUUACUUCGUAUGAAUAAAAUCUUCCUCAAAUGUACUAUAUAAAUUAAGUUUGCUUAUAGAGCUACAUUCAUGAUUAACUGUCUGAUUGUUAAGUUACGCUUAAAAAUUAAAUUCAUCAACAUCAAAUCAUA